CCCGCGGCGUCGGAAGAAAGUUGCAUAGCAACCAAACGCUUUAAUUUACGACCUCUAUACCAGAAUAUAGACGCAAAAGAGACGAUUUGCGGGCAUGUUGAGGAGUAAACCAACGCCACACGCUCAAGCGUUUACUAUCAAGGCCGCAAUGAAGAACUCCAUGGUGGCAGGUCCCCCGCCGGCAGGUGCUUUUCAGGAGCGCCCCACCAAACCCACCAUGUUUCGGAAGUUCUAUGAGCGUGGAGAGUUCCCCAUGGCACUGGAGCACGAUACCAAAGGCAACCGCAUCGCUUGGAAGGUGGAAAUCGAGAAGCUGGACUACCACCACUACCUGCCUCUGCUCUUUGACGGUUUAUGUGAGACGGCCCACCCGUACGAGUUCUUUGCUCGUCAGGGCAUCCAUGACUUGCUGGAGCAUGGCGGACCUAAGAUUCAGCCUGUCAUCCCGCAGCUCAUCAUUCCCAUCAAAAAUGCCCUAAACACAAGGAACCGCCAGGUGAUCUGCACUACCCUGAAAGUUCUUCAGCAUCUGGUGAUGUCUGGGGACACGGUGGGAGAAACCCUGGUGCCCUACUACCGACAGAUCCUGCCCAUCCUCAACAUUUUCAAGAACAUGAACAUCAACUCUGGAGACGGCAUCGACUACAGCCAGCAGAAAAGAGAAAACGUUGGUGACCUCAUUCAGGAGACUCUGGAGGUGUUGGAGCGUUACGGUGGAGAAGAUGCCUUCAUCAACAUCAAGUAUAUGGUGCCCACCUAUGAGUCCUGCAUGAUUAAUUGAGUUUAUCCUGGAAGUGGGGUUGGGCUUAUGCUUUUCCACUGCUCAGUAGGCCUACCAGCUCGGUUCUAUUUAUCGUAAUUUUCGGGCUAUAAGCCGCUACUUUUUUCCCCUCAUUUUGAAUCCUGCGGCUUGUAGUCUAGUGUGGCUUAUUUGUUGAUUUAUCGGGUUAAUAGGUAACACUUUAUUUGACAGCGGCGUCAUAAGACUGUAAUAAGACCGUCAUAAUUAUGACAUGACACGAUCACUGGCAUUAAUGAAUGCUUGUGACCGAUGUCAUUUCGUGUCAUCCGACAAAUGAUGUCACCAUCUCCAUUUAUGUCCAGCUCGAAUCUUUUACAUCCGUUCAAAAGUGAGAUAAUUUGCCGGAUGACACAAAAUGACAUCAUGGCUCAUGGCAGUGUCACGUCAUAAUUAUGAUGGUCUUAUGACAGUCUUAUGACACCACUGUCAAAUAAAGUGUUACCAAAUACCAUGACUACCAAUUAAUGAAACAACUGGAACAGUAACUGAAGAAAUGAUUAGCACAGAACAUAAUUUUUAAUUGUUAUUUACAUCUGUAUCACUGCAAUGCAUGCUAGGAGGCCUGUUGGACAACAAGGGUUUACAACAGGUGGCAGCAGAGGUUGACGGUCUCCUCCAAGGGAGCAGUGAUGGCCAAAUGAAGCUUCUUGAAGCAAUGAAGCUUUGCAGCUAAUUGGUUCAAAGCUUCAUGGUGGUUCAUUUGGUCUGAUGUUUUGGUGAAAAUAUCCCAUAAUGCAGUGAGGACAGCUGCAGUUUAUAGUCCAGUGCAGCUUAUCUAUGAACAAAUACAGUUUUCCUGUCAAAUUUGGUGGGGGGUGGCUUAUACUCAAGUGCGCCUUAUAGUCCGAAAAUUAGUGUAAUCGUUUUUCCACGUUAAAAUAGUACCUGGAGCUAAAUUUAAUCCAUGAAGAGAUUUUUGGAAGAAAGUAACUGAACAAUGCAGUAAAUAAGAGGACUAUGGAGUCUUAACAUUAGGUGCUAAGGUACAGUAAUGGCAUACACUCACGAUAUUCUGCAAUUUUUAGCCCUGUUUCCGAAAAUCUUUAAGUUACAGUGGUUCCUCUAGAUACAAAGUUAAUUCGUUCCAGGACCUUGUUUGUAAGUUGAAAUGGUCGUAUGUCGAGUAGGAUUUUCCCAUAAGUGAAAACCUACACUAAAUCCGUAAUAAACACUGCUGGUACUGUUACAAAUGGCAAUUAAACAUAGCAAAACAAAUAAAUUAUGAAUAAAAAUCCGAAUAAUAAUAUAAUGAUAAUAAUAAUUCCUGUAAUAAUUUAACGAAUCGGGUUCUAAUGUGAAUAAAAAAAAAAAAAA
Messenger RNA from Corythoichthys intestinalis (scribbled pipefish), 2116 nucleotides. RefSeq names its product PARK2 co-regulated (gene pacrg). Bases 95 to 781 code for a protein of 228 amino acids. NCBI's taxonomy places the organism in Eukaryota, Metazoa, Chordata, Actinopteri, Syngnathiformes, Syngnathidae. Gene Ontology annotation, cellular component: vesicle; cytosol; neuron projection. The record is from RefSeq and is a predicted model, not a curated record. The transcript has 5 exons. Gene Ontology annotation, molecular function: Hsp70 protein binding; Hsp90 protein binding.